Mycotypha africana is the source of this 1205-nucleotide messenger RNA. RefSeq names its product coproporphyrinogen III oxidase, aerobic. The coding region runs from base 57 to 1082 and encodes 341 amino acids. Gene Ontology annotation, cellular component: mitochondrial intermembrane space; cytoplasm. The transcript is spliced from 2 exons. The record is from RefSeq and is a predicted model, not a curated record. Gene Ontology annotation, molecular function: coproporphyrinogen oxidase activity. Lineage: Eukaryota; Fungi; Mucoromycota; Mucoromycetes; Mucorales; Mycotyphaceae.
AUUUUCUCUUUUCCGUUGUUAGAACAGUAAAAAUAUUCUUACAUUAAUUUCUUAACAUGCCUUCUUCGUCUAUGUCAGCAAAAUAUGCUAUUUAUAAAAGCGAUAAUGAAAUUCGUGCCAAGGGUCCCAUUGGUGACGAUGCGCCUAUGCGUUUAAGAAUGGAAGCUUUUGUUAAAGACUUGCAAAAGAGAAUUUGUGAGGGCAUUGAGGAAAUGGAUGGUAAGGGAAAGUUUAUCCGUACUGAAUGGCAACGACCUGAACAUGGCGGUGAAGGUAUCACUUGUGUUAUGCCCGGAGGUGAUGUUAUGGAAAAAGCUGGUGCUGCUGUUUCUGUAGUCUAUUCAGAGCUUUCUCCUGAAGCCGUUCGUCAGAUGCGUGAAGACCGCGGUAGGGAUAUUGAUGUUGACGGUGUGGUUCCUUUCUUCGUCACUGGUAUUUCCCUCGUUAUGCACGCUAAGAACCCCAAUGCUCCUACUGUCCAUUUGAACUACCGCUACUUCGAAGUCAUGAACCCUGAUGGCACACCCAAGCUCUGGUGGUUCGGCGGUGGUGCUGAUUUGACACCUGUUUAUCUCUACGAAGAGGACGCUGUUUACUUCCAUCAGAUUUAUAAAGAAGGAUGUGACAAGAUUGAUAAGACUCUUUACCCUGAACUCAAAAAGGCAUGCGAUAAGUAUUUCUGGAAUGGUCAUCGUGGUGAAGCUCGUGGUAUUGGUGGUGUCAUUUUUGAUGACUUCAACUCCAGACCUGCUGAAGAGAUUUUCCAAUUAUGUAAGGAACUCGGUAACCGUUUCUUGCCUUCUUAUGUUCCUAUUGUCAAGAAGAGAAAUGCUAUGCCUUUCGAUGACGAAAUGGUUCGCUGGCAACAAAUCCGUCGCGGUCGUUAUGUCGAAUUCAAUUUGAUUUGGGACCGUGGUACUAAGUUUGGUCUUGCUACCCCUUGUGCUCGUGUCGAAUCUAUCAUGAUGACAAUGCCUCUCACUGCCCGUUGGGAAUACAUGCAUGAACCCGAACCUGGAUCCAGAGAAGCUGAACUCGUUGAAGUUUUGAAGAACCCCAGAGAUUGGAUCCCCCUCAAAUAAACAUACACACUUGUACUUAUAUUCUCCUCAUCCCAUCAAUCUAUUCAGAUAUAUAAUUGUUACCACCUAUGACCCCUUUCCUAGUUUUACUGUAUUACCACGUCUAUAUUGUAUAUACUUUUC